Sparassis crispa is the source of this 2952-nucleotide messenger RNA. RefSeq lists its product as hypothetical. The transcript is spliced from 3 exons. The record is from RefSeq and is a predicted model, not a curated record. The coding region runs from base 1 to 2952 and encodes 983 amino acids. Lineage: Eukaryota; Fungi; Basidiomycota; Agaricomycetes; Polyporales; Sparassidaceae.
AUGUCCACCUCCUUCCGCUGGCGACGGUCGUCGACCCCGCUCUUCCCUGGGGCGUGGCCUAACACCUCGAGCUCUACGCAGGGCCAGGCGAGCAUCUCUGACGCAGAGCUUGGCCAAGGCGGAGCGCCGUCGAGCCAAGGCAAAACACGAAACUCGGAUCAGAGGGCGAGUGGGACGGAGAGGUCACUGUUCCCGACGAGACUGGAGAAGUUGCCGUUCGAGGACAGCCAUGGCGUCGGCCUCGGUAUAGGCAGCUCGUUGUCGGCAGAUGCUGCGAGUGGGUACUUCGAUGACCGUCCACUGUCGCCUGCCAGUCCUGAAUUCGUGUCUGCCCAUAUGAGCGCGAGUCUCUCCCAGGACUCUUAUUUAACUGAUACCGCUUCUGAGGGUGUCGUCACGCCAGAACUCGCCUACCCUCCUGAUACGCCGUGGAUCAUGACUAUAGAUAAUUCUAGCCACGACCGUGAACAUUUCCGUCAACGUCGGGGUGGUUUCAUGCCCAUUGACGAAAAAUGCAAAACCAUGAACCCCAAGAUUACCAUAGGCCUCGCUGAGACGAAUCCUUCCAAGGCUAAUAUACAUAGUUCGAGCCGUUCUUCUUCUGUCUAUUUAGAUGCACCCCUUCUCCCCUUCACGCCCGGUCUCCCCCCACUUUCCUUGCAAUCUUCCGAGCGUUCUCUGGGCUACGUAACGGCCCCGUUAUGCCCUUCCGAUACCCCGCCAAUACCUCCCUCUCCAAGAUCAAUCUCGUCUUCUAUACCCUCCUCCUUCGUCAUACCUUCGCCUAAUCCAGAUACUGGCUAUUUCGACUCUCAGCACGCGCCGGUGACAAUCGCCACGGAUUUCUAUCCAGUUCCCGAUGCAGAGCCUGAUACAAAGGAGAUUCAUCGCACUCCGUCGUCCUCUUUCUCCUCGCAUUCUCUCAACACAGACUCGCCCGUACUCCCCUCCCAUAACAGCCCAGGGCUCCUUUCCAUCCCAACACAGGCAUUGUCGCCCACCUCCGCCGACCUCGAUGCCUUCGCGCUCGCUGCUGCAUCUGCUGCAUCGGAGUCCUCGCUGUCCAUUCCGACGUCCCUGCACACCGCUUCGAUGUCUGUGUCCGCCUACGAUACUUCCGCAUGCGAGACUAUGCGCGAGCGUUCGUACACUGUCCCGUCUGCGAUCGCGAGCUCUGUCGUUGCAGAGGGCACGUGCGGGAGCCGGAGCACUGAUGUAGUGCAGCACUGCGACUAUGGGCAGACGUAUCAAUGCGGAUUGGAUUCGGACCCGGCGCAGCGGGCGCGGCGGCGCAGUGUGCCUAUGCCCAGGGCAUCUAUGACGCGCUCCCUCAGGAGCCGUGUGGAUGUGGGCAAUCGCCAGGGCGCUCUGGGCAGAGAGCGGCCGAAGAAGCUGGUGAUGUUGGGGAGGAUGAGGAAGUUGGGCGGCAAGUUUUUGAAUUUAUUCAAGGCCGGGAAGAACGGUGGGGAGGCUGGAGACAGGCUGGGGGUACAGACUAUGACCACGACGGCGGUUACGGCUGUUGAGUACCGAUCGGAACAUCCUAUCCCGAGCCCCAGAGUUCCUCGGCGUUUGCACGCUCCUCCCACUGUCACACCGCCCAAUUCACCCCAGUCUGAUCGGCGCCAGUCCUUCCAUCCCUUGGACGAUGCCAACAAUCGGCCGCUAAUUUCUCUUCCCAAGGCCCGUAAUAGUAUGGCUGUCAAGUCUCCACCAAGAGCCGCCAUGCAAAGGUCCAAGGGUAAUGAGCCUUUGACCCCAAGCCCACAAAUACGCAUCUCCCGUGCCCGUACGCAGACUGCACCCCCAGAAUCCGCUCGUGCAGAUGCCGGGCAUGAGGCUAACUUGGAUGUCCUCAGCAUGCGCCGAUUCUCCCUGUCUUCUGCGCUCUCAAAGCAGCGGCUCGAUGCCCUGAGAGCAACGCUACUGCCACACCCGUCGCUCCCGGUCUUGCCUCCGCCGCUCCCCACGCGCGAGCAUGAUACUGCCGUCCCUCAGUCUCCUAGUAGCCCAUCCGCCGCCGACCGCAAGUAUGAUUUUAGACGAAGUCGCGCCAUGGAGCUUGCCCCUGCAUUCGAGCAGAUCCAACCGAUAGCCGGUAGCAGCACGACACAGAACUUGAUGCCUCCUCUAUCUAACAUAGCCAGACUUUCGAGGACCCCGCCUCCAAGCCCGAUACAUUUACAUCCGUAUCGCCUAAACGUGCCUCAGUCUCCGUCUCCGCUGAGUCCGCCUAACACUCCGAGACCAGUGGAUAUUCAGACACGGGGGAGGUCCCGCGGAUUUUCGUUCUCUUCUGCCAUAUCGAAACGGGCGUUGCGCGCACGCAGCAUGAUGGUUGCUGUUGGACGGCGCGACAAGGAGGACGAUACCCUUGAGCGCGGCUCGCCCGCCGAAGGAACUGCAGAGGGUCGCGGUCGCGACACAACAGCUACCACCGUCACCGACGGCGUGCAGUUCGACAUGCUGACGCCGUCGUCCGUGUUUUCCGCACCUGCUCAUCUCGUACCAGAAACCCCAGAACGUCGUGUCAAUGAUCAAGACGCCGGGAGCGAGCAUGCCCCGACGGUCUCGGAGCUGGGCAGCAUGAGCUUCGCGCACACCAGGGAAAUUGCCGGGAGCAACUACAGCAGCAGUACGGACUUCGACCUGAGCGAUAUUGAUUCUAUGAACAGUUCGUUCGUGCGUGCCCGCUCCAAGACCUUUGGCGGUAGAGACGACGAGGUCAGCGACAGAAGAAACAGAGUCCUGCUCGGAGACGAGAAUGAGGCGCCCCUCACAAGGAGGCUCCAGUUGAGCCAGAGCAUGAGCUUCGCGGUCGGAACGUCGUUCGGUACCCAGCCGGAUGAGCUGAACGAACUUGCAGUAGCGGAGCUGGAGGAGGAGCAGGGAUUCAUGCGCGCUCUGGGGUUGGAGUUUGACGCGAUCGCGAGGAGGGCGGCGUGUGAGUGA